Messenger RNA from Lacerta agilis (Sand lizard), 720 nucleotides. RefSeq names its product glyoxylate/hydroxypyruvate reductase B-like. Gene Ontology annotation, molecular function: hydroxypyruvate reductase [NAD(P)H] activity; NAD binding; glyoxylate reductase (NADPH) activity. Gene Ontology annotation, cellular component: cytosol. Lineage: Eukaryota; Metazoa; Chordata; Lepidosauria; Squamata; Lacertidae. The record is from RefSeq and is a predicted model, not a curated record.
UUGAAACUGAUCUCUAGCUUUGGAGUAAAAGUAGCCAACACCCCAUAUGCUGUUUCUGUCUCCACAGCAAACAUAGACAUGGCCUUAAUGCUCUCUGCAAGAAAACUAGUGGAAGGUUGUCACAUUGCAACAUCUCCAGGUACCACACGUUUUGCGGUUGACUGGCUGGGAGUAGAAGUCACCCGGGCCACUCUUGGUAUCUUUGGGAUGGGCAGCAUUGCGUAUAAGAUAGCCAAGAGAGCAAAAGCUUUUGGCAUGAACAUUCUUUGUCACAACAGGAACUUCAGAAAAGAGGAAGAAGAACAGGUAGUUUGUGCCACUUAUUGUAAAAACAUAGAAGACUUGCUCUGACAGUCUGACUUUGUGAUGUUGGUUGUGAAUCUGACAUCUGAGACACACAAGUUCAUUGGGAACAGGGAGCUGCAGCUGAUGAAACCCACAGCUACUCUUAACAACAUCUGCAGAGGUGCAGUAGUUGAUCAAGAUGCCUUGGAAGAAGCACUCCAAAAUGGAGUUAUUAAGGCUGCAGCUUUAGAUGUGUCUGACCCUAAACCAUUGCCAAGGGAUCACCCCUUAUUGCAACUGAAAAAUGUUAUUAUAACUCCUCACAUUGGAACUGCAACUGUGCAAGCCCUGCUUAUGAUGACAGAAGAAGCAGUGGAAAAUAUACACGCUGUUCUCAAUGACCUCCCCAUUCCCAGUGAAGUGAUCACCAAAUAG